Molecule: messenger RNA, 642 nt
Organism: Dendronephthya gigantea
Lineage: Eukaryota; Metazoa; Cnidaria; Anthozoa; Malacalcyonacea; Nephtheidae
Product: dickkopf-related protein 3-like
Exons: 5
Coding region: 85-582 (165 amino acids)
Source: RefSeq, a predicted model, not a curated record
AGCAUAAAAAUAUUUCUCUUCAUUUCACUUGAAGCAAUAGGAGGAUCUUGUCUGUUUUUUGUGUCCACUUGUUUCACGUUGGAGAUGAGAGCCUUUAUUUUGGUCGCCUUGUUCGUCGUUUUGGCUGUGGUUGUAACUGCAGAGGAUAUCGAGGAGAGACAUUUUUUGAAGCGAUGCAGAUCCGAUCGACAUUGUCGCAGAGGAGUUUGCUGUAAAGGAUUUUGUCGGAGAGCGUGUCCAAAGCCAAAGAGAUGCAAGUCUGAUGGUGACUGUAAAAAGGGGGAGUGUUGUGGAGGUUUCUGCCGUAAAAGAUGUAUUAAGCGAUGUAAAUCUGAAGACGAUUGCAAAGAAGGACAAUGUUGUUUGAAAUAUUUUUCACAUUUCCGAUCAGGAAUUUGCCAGGAUUAUAAACAAGAGGGGGAAAAAUGCUAUAAGAAAUCCAAUUUUCACUCCAUGAGGCGUAGUUGUGGUUGUGCUGAAGGCUUGCAAUGCGAAGUAAAAAAAGCGUUCUUCUUUGGCUUUGGCUACUCUCGUCCUGGAAAGUGUGUCAGUGAGGAAGGCUCUGGUGAGAUUGACGAUUAACUGAACAUCCCCAGCUUGCUAUAUAGCUUGUAUGUUCAUGCAAUAAAACGUAUCUCUGGC